GUACCAUGCACUACACAUUUCCUCGAACGACCAGAGAGCCGUGAUUCGAAAGUAUAAAAGAGCACCGUGAAAGCCUGUUUCACACUCAUCGGCACUUUCACUCUUCUAUGAGCAGGUUGGCGCUCUCUAAUUGUUGGCUGGUUGCGAGUUUGUGUCUUUGCUGCGAGUGGACUUCGUGAAUUCUGAAACAGGAGAAUUGAAGAUGGAACCGAAUGUUUGUACGAUGAGGACCGCGGUCUGCGUUCUUCUUUUGCAUGUGUUUGCAGCUGUGGCCUACCCGGUGGAUUCAUCUGAUUGGCAUUCGGGUUACUCGGAAGCAAGCUCGCAUGGGUCAUCCGAUGUUCUACAAUCAUCGACAAAUCAAGACACAAUUGAGAUUGCAUUCGAGGACACAGCGUUUGAGGAACCUUGGAACAUUAGCAAUAGCUCCGAGAUGGUUGCCAUGGAGCUCAUUCUGUUGGAGAACGAGAGCGCCCCCAACGAAAUCAAGCAUUGGCUCGUAGAGGGAGACAUUAUGACUGUUCAUACCCACCAUGGAAACACGCAAGCAUCGCACGACGUUAACAAGAGAAAUGCUCUCCGAGACCGUUCAAAACGUUGGCCCCAAGGCGUGGUCCCGUACACCAUCGACGACUCUUACGAUGCUACUUCACGGGGGAAGAUUGUAGCCACCUUCAAGAUCUUCCACAGGAAUUCUUGCAUCCGGUUCGUCAGCCGGACAAACGAAACAGACUACAUUCACAUCCUACCAAAAGACGGGUGCUGGUCUUACGUUGGUCGUAGUGGCGGCUCCCAGGAGCUCUCCCUUAACGAGACGUGUCUGUCCAAUCAAGGCACCAUCGCGCACGAGCUCAUGCAUGCUCUAGGCUUCGGACACGAGCACAAUCGGCCUGAUCGGGACGAGUUUGUUACCAUCCACUGGGACAAUAUCAAGUCGGGAGAAAGGCACAACUUCCAAAAAUACGACCAGUCUACCCUAGACCACCUGAACACAACCUACGACUUUCGCUCAGUCAUGCACUUCAACAAGAAGGCCUUCAGCAAAAACGAUGAACCGACGAUUGUGCCCGAUCCAACGGACGAAAUCAUCGGCAACAGGGAGGGCCUCAGCGCCACCGAUAAGCUGGAGCUAAGUCGGUAUUACAAUUGUUCUUGCCAAGAUAUGGAUUCCAGGUGUCGCCAGUGGGCUCGUUCAGGCAGCUGUGAGACCAACAGAUCCUACAUGUUCACAUACUGCCAGAUGAGCUGCAGGAUCUGUGGACCAGGUUCAGGUAGGAGGUGCAUGGAUAAGAGUGAUUAUUGCAGCCUGUGGAAGGAUCAAGGUCACUGCGAGACGACUAGAUCCAUGAGGCGUGAAUGUAAGCGUACCUGCGGCUUUUGUACCUCAAGACGACAGGAGUGAGGCAUCGACGAUACAAGGUGCUGGUUCGAUUGUUGAGCGCCCUCAGUGGACGAUUUAUUGGCAGGGAUGAGCUGUGAGUGGUUGCUAAGCGGUAUCCAAACCUCGGCUUGUCUCCGGCUUUGGUUACGAGCAUCAACUCAAGAUCUGAGUCCUCUGAGCCGAAACCUUACGAUUUAGUGUAGCUUUUUUUCUGUUUAUACAGAAACACUAAAUCGUCUAAAUCAUGAUUCCAAAAGUUUGGAGACUAACUUUUUAUUUCGUUGCCGCAGCCCGAAAUGAAGUCAGACCAUAACAAAGCCGAGAUUAGAAAACUAGUCUCAUUGCAAGUCGUUUUAAAUCAGUGCCCCAAAGACCGUCCUAUUAUAAUAUAAACCAGUGAAUUUUGAGCAUCUUUGAGACACAAUGGUUGUGAUGGAUGUUUGCAUAUUUAUUUAAAUCUUUAAAUAUAUUUGUAAUAUAGUAUUUUUAGAUAUUAUAUAUAAGUGGUUUAUCUCAGUAAGCUUGAUUUAUUACAGUUAUUAGACAGUUAUUAGACAGUUCAAAUAGCAGGUUAUUACCUCGCGAAGUUUACAUUUAAAAAAUGCCUCAAUGUUCUUCUAUGUCAUUAAGAAUCUUUAGUAUUUAUUGCAUUUUAAGAGGAUAAUCAAACAAAUAGUACUGUUGCUUUAUAUUUAUUGAUAUCUGAGUUAUCCAUAAUGUCUUACAAAAAUAAAGGCCCUUUUAAUACUGA
Messenger RNA from Patiria miniata (bat star), 2132 nucleotides. RefSeq names its product high choriolytic enzyme 1-like. NCBI's taxonomy places the organism in Eukaryota, Metazoa, Echinodermata, Asteroidea, Valvatida, Asterinidae. The transcript is spliced from 11 exons. The coding region runs from base 203 to 1402 and encodes 399 amino acids. The record is from RefSeq and is a predicted model, not a curated record. Gene Ontology annotation, molecular function: zinc ion binding; metalloendopeptidase activity. Gene Ontology annotation, biological process: proteolysis.